AUGGGGGCAGUGGUGGGUACGCUGACCAUGCAGACCAAGCAGAGGAGGCCGUCCAGGGACAAAGCUGACGAUGACUUGGAGAUGACCAUGGUGUGCCAUCGACCGGAGGGCCUCGACCAGCUAGAAGCUCAAACCAACUUCAGCAAAAGAGAGCUCCAAGUGCUCUACCGGGGUUUUAAGAAUGAGUGUCCCAGUGGUGUCGUAAAUGAGGAAACCUUCAAGCAAAUCUACUCCCAGUUCUUCCCACACGGAGGUAAAGAGAGACUAUGUGUCUAUGGCUCUGUCGUGUUUCUACCCCCUGUACUGACAAAUGCCAGCACCUACGCACACUUCCUCUUCAAUGCAUUUGACUCAGCACAUACUGGCUCCAUAAAGUUCGAGGACUUUGUGACAGCUCUGUCCAUCCUGCUGAGGGGCUCUGUCACUGAGAAGCUACAGUGGACCUUCAACCUGUAUGAUAUCAACAGAGACGGAUACAUCAACAAAGAGGAGAUGACCGACAUCGUCAGAGCGAUAUAUGACAUGAUGGGAAAGUACACAUAUCCUGUCUUGAAAACUGACGCACCCAAACAGCAUGUGGACGCCUUUUUUCAGAAAAUGGACAAAAACAGAGACGGUGUGGUCACUCUUGAUGAAUUCAUCCUGUCUUGUCAAGAGGAUGAAAACAUUAUGAGGUCUCUGCAGCUCUUUGAAAAUGUCAUCUAG
Messenger RNA from Chelmon rostratus (copperband butterflyfish), 705 nucleotides. RefSeq names its product Kv channel interacting protein 1 a (gene kcnip1a). The record is from RefSeq and is a predicted model, not a curated record. Gene Ontology annotation, cellular component: voltage-gated potassium channel complex. The transcript is spliced from 8 exons. Gene Ontology annotation, biological process: regulation of potassium ion transmembrane transport. Lineage: Eukaryota; Metazoa; Chordata; Actinopteri; Chaetodontiformes; Chaetodontidae. Gene Ontology annotation, molecular function: potassium channel regulator activity; calcium ion binding; transmembrane transporter binding. Bases 1 to 705 code for a protein of 234 amino acids.